UAAUCCACAAAAUGAAAAUCGGGCAUCUUUGUUACGAUCAUCAAAAAGUAAAGCCACGGCUUCGCCAUUAUGUGGUGAAUCGCUUGGUCAGGAUAGCUAUUUGUCAUUGUGGCAAAAGUAUCUUGUAAUGGCUUGUGCUUUGGCACCACCUCAUGCUGAUUAUGCAACUACUCAUAGUCGAGGAUUUUCACCCACUUCGUCGGUGGACAAUGAUGUGUUUCGUUCUUUGGCGUCGUCCGUUCGCGCACAACGACCGUCUGCUCCUGUGAAUGCUACAUUCUUCCUGAAAGUUGUUACUAUGUUACGUUGGGAACAUAUGACUGAUAUGCGCGAUAGUGUCGUUUUGGGUAUAGGAUCAACAAAUCCUUUAGCAUUUGAAGCACUUCUUGAUGAGAUGAAAGGACUUCUAAGAGAGGUAAUGGAUCGGAAAAACGAUAAUAAUGCUCGACGGAAGAAACGAAAAGAUCUGUUACGACUACAAAUAAUCCGUAUACUUCAAAUUGCAACAUUUCGGGGUGUGCUGCAAUGUUCAGGUUGCAUUGAUGUUGAAAGUGGACUUUAUUCUGUCCUUGUUGACUUUUUGGACUCCAUGCGACAGAAUUUAGAGUCUGAUCAGGAUCGUGACAUGUUGUUAUUAACAAAUUUGCGAUUGCAUUUUGCAAAAACUAUCGCAAUGAUUAUUAACAGCAUUGCACCAGAAAAAAGACGAAACUUAUUGGGAAAUAAUUUGAAACAGAAUUUGUUCUUUUUAUUUACUUCAUGGUGUAGUAGGAGCAUUGCAUCCGAUAAAAGACACGACGGAAACGUUGGAACAUACGUAGAGCAACGAGCUGUUGAAGCGAUGUGUGCUUUAUUAUGUUGCGGGCCAAUAUUUGAACCGAUUAAAGCUAUUGGAGAAGAUGGUUAUUUGUAUGGAUGGCUAGAAGCUCUGCUUGAUUCAAAUAAUCCUGUGCUCGAAAAAUUAUUUGAAUCCACGUUAAGUACGAUGCUUGACUUGAAUGAUGAAACAUCACAACUUCUCGAAUGGACAAUUAAUGUUUGCUAUUCCAAACCUGCUUGUGUGGCAGCGAAAAGCUUCCGUUCAUUGGUUAUGCUUUUUUCCCGAAGAGAAUAUCCUUGUGAGUUCGAUUCGUUGUUCGUCCUCUGUCAAAUGUUAGCAGGGGAUAGUGAUACACGUGUUUCUGAACCUGCGGUCCAGCUUCUUCAUCUUCUGCGACGACAGUUUCUUGAUGAUUCAUUGAUCGUACCAAAUCUUACCAAUCUGCAUAAUUUCUCAUCGAACCAAAUCGAAGUUUGUCGUUUGCUAGCAAAAACAUAUCCAAAAAUAACGAUGUCCGUUUUUUCAGAAGUUUGCUCUCGUGUUGAAAGUGCUAAAUGCAGCAGAAGAACUGCUAUAUUAUCUCUUCUUUCUGCAUGGCUGGAAAAUAUUCAGCUUGUGGAUUCUCAAGAAGACAAUGCUGCCGAGGAAAAUGAUGAGGUUAAAUCAGGAUGGGGUUCAAUCGAAGCAACUCAGCUGAUCCUGAAUAAUCUGCUUUAUUUAACAGUAACAUUAUCCGAUGUGCAUUUCAAAGAAAUAUCACUACUAUGGAACACGUUAGCUCUAUCACAUUCAGCAAAUUUACCAAUAAUUGUGAACUAUCUGUUUGUGAUGGCUUCCUUAUCGCCUGAGAUGUUGUUGCCACAUACUAAACGUAUAUGUUGUUUUUUGAUGGAUUCUUCUGCGCAUAACUUGCUGAAAAUUCUAAUGAAUGAUAUGGAUUGCGUAAACGAACAAUUCAAAGCAAAUUUGGAACGGUGUGAAAUGCCACCAUUUUACCGCUUCCAGAACACCUUGGAAACAACAUAUGAGAAGCAAACAACAACAAAAAUGAAAGAAACUAAUAUAUGUACUGCAGAGACGGAACCGACUAGCCCAUUGAAGAUCAAUGUAUCAGAUGAAGAUACUGUUAGUAUAAUUCAUGAUUUACCAAUGCCAGCUUAUGGAGGUCACUAUUCGAAGCUCUCGUCUUUUCUGCCACCGACUACUCAACCAGUAUUUCCAUUUACGAGAAGCAAUUUGGCAUUGCUUCAUGUCACGGAUUUGUUACGAUGUCCUUCGUCAGAAGAAUGGUGUGAUCAUAUACCAUUGUUGUUGCAUAUUGCUGUCUUAGGAUUGGAUUCAUUGCGUCCACCAAUGUGUCGUCAUUCACGACAAGUUAUUAUCAAUAUUAUUUUGUUACAAGCUGGUGAAGUCGUUCCCGCAUCACAGCUAUCGAAUAUCUUACUUACUAAUCAGAUAAAUUGGGCAGAUGAAAUAAGCAUGAUAUCAAGUGUUGAUGAUAGUCGUACGGAUAGUAUUGCACGUGGUGAAACACCUACUUUUUCAACUAUGAAGUGUAAUGAAUAUCAACAAAUGCUGCUAAGCAGCAAUACUUCAUUUAGCACAACAGCAGAUUUGAUUCAGGCAUUCGUAUGUUGUAUGUCUGAGAAAAUGGACAAACCUCUUUGGGCUAAUGAAGAUGUAACAUCACGGCAGUGGCGGAUUGAAAGUGCAGCACAGUUAGGAUGUAUGGUACGUCAUCUAGGCGAACUCUUGAUUGAAACAAACCCAAGUUUGGCACUGCGUUGGUCACAAUUAGCAAUGGGAAUGGCUUUAUCAACUUCAAAUCGGCAUAUUGCUAGCCGUUGUUUUCAAAUUAAUUCAGCUCUUUGUCAGUCACCAUCACCGUGGAUUCCCAAUAUUUUGUCGCGGUUAGCGGAAACGGUUGGUGAAUCACAUGAAGAUACCCAGUCCUACGUAACAGAUAUAAUGCUUUGUCUCCAGACAGCUGUUUCGCAUUUGGCUUUAAUGCCUCAUGCACCAAAUAUUCUACAAUGUCCUACCCAUACUCGUUCCACUUCCUAUACACCUGCCGUACUGCAUCAAAUUUCAAAUGCUCUUGCUCCAGCAGUUCUGUCACCAACUCGUGAACGAAAAGAUAUGAGACAUUCAGUUCUGGUAACUAAUGAACGGGAAGUACCGAUAGGUUUAAGUCGAAGCAAAAGUGCAACGGCCUUGAAAACCAUGGAUGCUGGUGUUGGAGAAGAAGAUUUCUUAACACUUUGUCGGUUAUUUUUAAUUGCUGUUGCCAUGCUUGAAUCAAAUUCUGAUAACGAGUAUCUGCUCGCACUACAUCUGUUGGAUAAGGUUUUUGAUGCAGCAGCUUCAGAUAAAGUAUUGUGUUUGCAGCGUUUGUCAAAAACAGUAUCACAGUUGGAUUGGAAAAAUUAUAGUGGUUUAGUUGGCUUAAUCAUAAAAGGUACAACGAUACAGUCAGGUUACGAACUGUCCCUAUCAUUGCUACUGAAGUGUCUGGAAGUGAUAGAUGAAUCAGCAAUGGGACCAUGCAGUUUGAUUCCUCUAUUGAUUACUUCAUCCAUGCCAUUACUUUUGCUUAAUUUCGAAACACCUACAGCACUCUGUUUAUCGAUUACCAGAAAGCUGACUGAGUUUCUUUCGGAACGAAUAACAGAAACGGAAGAACAGUCACUUGAUAAUCCACUUGCUCAUUUAUCAUCUAUGAUGUUCAAAUACGCUGAACGUUGUUUUCCUCGUGAUCGUUUCCAGUGGGCGAAAUGUGUAUUUAAGUAUAUGUACGAUGGUUUGACACCGGAUCAUACUCAACUUUUCGUCCUUCUUUCUGAGGUUUGUCGCAACAAUUAUGACAUAUUGCAGAUGUUGGAAAGAAGUGUGACAUCAUUGCAUACUUACAUACUAUCUUGCUUAUACUUAUUAGCUAGUAAUGCUGAUUUAUCACAAUGCUCGCCGCUAUCCAUAAAUGCUCAGGUUGUGCGAGUUGUAUCAAAGCAUAUACAGGGUCCAAACUGGAAAGAUGCUUCGAGGAUUCUGAAGUGUUUUGUGCAAUAUGAUAGUAUUGCCAUCGAUGGCCAUAUCUCGGAUGGACCAGAAUCAGACGAGGUUGCACGACCGGAAGGACUCCAGUUGGAAGUCCCACUUCGUAGUUGCUUUGUAGCUUCCUCUUCAGCUGUCCAUAAAAGUACUCCGGAAACGGCAUCAUUGCGGAAGCACACUACAAGAGUACGAGAACGUUUGAUCAGUUUGCUGAAUGCUUCUGGACUACGUGUUGGUUUACCAAAAAGUGCUUCGAUAAUUUUCUCACAGUCAUUGCAUGAUGUUUCCUAUGAACCACCGAAUUCAAAUUCCACCUCAACAGAGAGAAUUUCGCCAUCACAUAUAGGUGACGGCGAAUCAGCAUCAUCAUUGGUAGUCGAUCAAUCUGUUACCAAUUCUUUCCCUCGAGUAUUCCGUGAAUUUGAUUUCUUGGAAGCGGAACAUGAUACUGUAUCGGAAUCGACAGAAUCAUGUUUUAACUGGCUCUCAACAAUACGACCACAUUCCAUAAGUAAAGUUGGCAUUAAUGUCGAAGAACAAUAUCAGGACGAUGAAUGUACCGAAAUUGCUGGUGAUCAGCGCCCAUCCUCAGCAGAUUCACCUGAAGUAUCAAGCGAAAGGACACCACUAGAGUCAGGAGUUCGUAGCGAAACUGUUUCCGAAGAAGAAAGUUGUGAUGAAGAAUUAGAAGAUGAAUUUGCCGUUGAUGACGAAAAGCUUCGAGUGGCAGAUAUGUCAUCUUUAGCAGAAUCUAUUCGAUGUAGCCAUUCAGUAGCAUCGGUGGAAAAUGUAUCACUGAAACGACCUCCUCUAUUUCUGCAAUGCAAUCAUCAUGCUUCAGCCCAAGGUGAGCACCAAUGGCUCUCAAGUUUUGCGGAUUUGAGUAUCGAUGAAAGUGGCGAUUUGACGGCACAUGCGACUUUACUUUUCACCCAACUUUAUCGAGAAUGUUGUUUGAAGUUAUCCGGUAUAUUACGAGAUGCAUCACAGGUCUUUUCUACAUCGCAUCACGAGAUCUCUGUUCAAUUCAGUGAUGCAUUAGAUCUUGUCCUUAAAAUUUUCGAUUGUCCGUUUCUCUUCGUUACGGCUCAACAUUUACGUAGCACUGAAAUGUUAUCACAGCAAAAAUGCUUGUUACUGGAAUUGCACGAACAUUACGAGACUUUCGUGGAACGGAAAGAGCAGUGUAUUCGGGCUUUAAAUGCGAUAAAGGCAACAUUGAAAUUGGCCUUAAUCGGUGGUCCAUCAUUAUCGGCGGUUACUUCAAGUCAGCAUUUAGAAUUAUGCCGAUCGGUGCACAAGUUGUUUUUCCAACUACUCCAGAUCACUGAUAAAUUUGAUGAAAUGGUAAAAGGUGUAGUGAAUGCUCCCGAUGUUCAGAAUGCCAAUAUAUCAGCUGAAGUAUUGUGUUUGCAUAGAUGCCUAUUAGCAAGUAUUCCGGAUUCAGUACAUGGUAUGGAAAAUGGUAUGUCAAAUGUAACACUCGAGCCAAAUACCGAUUCUUUGUUGAUGUUAAUGCAAAAGAAACAAUAUAAGAAUGCUUUAUAUAUGCUAAGACAACUCAGGCAGCAAUUUGGUGCAGAAUACGGUUGUUGUGAUCAGGUUGAUGUUGAAGUAUUACUGUUGGCGUAUUGUCGCAGUCAUCAGGGUUCUUGUUGGGCUGUUCUGGGAAGUGACAAAGCGUUAACACUUAGCUGUAAUCAAUUACGACAAAGUAAUAUGCAGAUGGCAACUAUCGUUCGUGCAAUUGCACCCGAUGCGCUUGUUUUACGAUCAUCUCGUGUUUCUAGUGCUUCUGAAUCUUAUAGAUCCUGA
Molecule: messenger RNA, 5686 nt
Organism: Acanthocheilonema viteae
Lineage: Eukaryota; Metazoa; Nematoda; Chromadorea; Rhabditida; Onchocercidae
Source: the annotation of a GenBank genome assembly